Mya arenaria is the source of this 2005-nucleotide messenger RNA. Its product is annotated as galactose-binding lectin-like. NCBI's taxonomy places the organism in Eukaryota, Metazoa, Mollusca, Bivalvia, Myida, Myidae. The transcript has 4 exons. The coding region runs from base 149 to 1006 and encodes 285 amino acids. The record is from RefSeq and is a predicted model, not a curated record.
ACAUAUAAAUUAAAUCAGAACCCGUCCGGCGAUCCUAUUGGCGAAGACAUCAGCAUAUAAAGCUGUAUCUGCAUUGCACUGUCGGUUGAAUCGUCGUGAUCAUUCAGUUUAUUAUUUUCGUGGUUGUUUGCCGGAUUCGUAGAAGAUCAUGUCUGAGCCAUUCCUCAUCAAGCACCGGUCAAGUGGGAAGUUUUUCCAUCCCGAUGGAGGAAAGAGCAACCCUGGCAAUGGCACAAGUGUCGUUCUCCACAGCGACAUACACGCCAACAUGCACUGGCGCUUUCGCAAAGAAACGGACUACUGGGGCUACAUCGAACACGUCGCCAGUGGCAAGUGCAUCCAUCCGAAUGGCGGCAGUCUGACUCCCGGGAACGGAACUAGGCUGGUCGUCCACAGUGCACGCCACUAUGGCGCACUUUUUGCUCUCGAUGGCAAAAACGAUCACGUUAUUCACAAGGGCGGCAGAUAUGCGCAUCCAGAUGGUGGACGUCCUGACCCCGGUAAUGGAACUACUGUCGUCCUCCAUUCUGGCAUACACGACGCCAUGCGCUUCCAGUUUGUGUCACCAAAAGACCCUAGUAAAGAGAUCCUUGUGUACGGUACCCCAAACGUCAUCGGUAAGUGGGAGAUAAUCAAUGCCGUUAUCAACCCGAAGGCCGAGCAUAAGAGUACAAUAUCUGUCAAGAUUGGCAAGUCCAAGACGGAAAGCACGACUUCUACGUUUGAGUACACAUGGGAGUCUUCAUUUGGCGCGGCGUUUAAGGCAUUUUCAGCCUCCGUUAGUCAAUCGGUGAGGUUUAUGGUUGAGAAGACUUCAUCUAAUACGUGGUCACAGGAAACAACAAGAACGAAGGAGAUUACCGUGUCACCUGGGAAGACCGUUGUUACAUGGCAGUACAAGUUUGCCGUAGAGCAGAAUGAUUCACGUGCCCUGUUCCAGAGCAAUCUAUUGGCAGACACCGAAAGCGAGACCACUGAACCACGUGACUUCAAAUACAGCGUCUAAUCAGCUAAAACUGUUUGACAAUGAACCCGUUACGCUUGGAUAGUUGAUAAGCAUAUUGAACACUAUAUUGCUAUUUAUUUACUCAAUUCCAUUAUUCGGGCGCAAAAAAUCGAAGGGGUCGAAACUUGUCAUGUGACCGUUUUAACGGAUGACGGUUGAUAUCUACACACCGAGGAUUCACUGAAACAAAGACAUAUGUGAACCUAGUAAACAUGGGGGGGGGGGGGUGACAACACCCGCCCCACACUCAGAGACAUCCCUUGGAGCGUCCCUUGGUAAUAUAUAUUCUUAAAUAUAUGUUGCUUAUCUCGCUCCUAGGUUUUGCUUUGAAUUAAAUGGGCUUUGUUGGCCUUUCUGGGUUCAAUUGUUUAUAUUUAGAAAUAAAGAAAUAACGGGUCGACUGAGGACUGACACACGUUUUCUUCGCAAAAAUGUGGUUUAGGUAGCCUAAAUAAGUCAAUAGUACAUGCUUUAUCAUCAAUAGUGGUAUAGGGAAUAAUUGUUUGUGACAAAGUGUAUACGAUCGUAAUACAUUUCAACAUUUGAGCAUGAAAAACUUCAUAUCAUGAGUGCUGUAGCCACGAGUGAAAAAAAAAACUUUUGGUGUUCACGAAAUAAAAUAUAGUGCGAUCUUACACGGAACCGAACGUUUUUUAUAUGCCUAAAAUGGCAGUUACAGCUGAGUUGUUGUUGUUUUCCGAAAGCGCGGCAUAUAGCAUGCAAACGUAACGGCAUUUCGGAAAAUAUCUCGUUAAAUUUGUGUCCGAGCCCUGUGUGCGCUCAUGACCUUUUUUUUAAAUUACCGAUGACUGUUAUUUGACUGUUUGAAAGUGUGAAAUAUCAUUUGUGUUUCACUGAUAAAUAACUUCAAACGACUGCAUAUAAUAAAACUACUUUGUUGCACACCUGACAAAAUUAUUCAUUCAAUAUUUUCUUUACAAAAUGUUUAAUGAAAUUGUUUACACUAUGUAGUUGAAAUAUAAAGACAUACUUUAACUA